AGUAUCACAUACCAGCUGGUUUUUUUCAGUUGUUUUUCAGGCUGGAGAGGUGAACAGAACCUUAAGAUAAUGAUUGUGGUCAAGUUUCGAGUGGUUGUGGUGGUCUUUUUUCUAAGCUUCUUCUGGACUUUUGCCAAUUGUGAUGCAGUUGUCUCCUGUGAUUUGAAGGAAAACUGCAUCUUACCAUGUCAGUUUCCGCCUGGUCCUGAAGAGGUCAUCCACUGGAUGACAGAAAACAUUGCUGUCCACUCGUUUUACUACAACAAAGAUCAACUUGGAAGCCAGAACCAGCGCUUCAAAGGCAGGACGUCAAUCUUUAAGGACCAGAUCUCCAGUGGAAAUGCUUCACUACUGCUGAAAAAUGUGAAUUCUCAGGAUGGGGGCAGAUACAAGUGCUACACCAGCACCACCAGAGGAAACCAAGAGUUGUUCAUCCAGCUGACUGUGGACGUUCCAGUCCAAAAUGUUUACAUUGAGCAGUCAGGAGAAAGCGUCAUCUGCAGGUCAGAGGGGAUCUCCCCUGAACCUACGCUCACCUGGUUUACAGAUCCUGAAUCUUCUUCCUCCACUGAGUCAAAACCCCGUGUCCAGCAGAACGGACAACUUUACAGCAUCAGUAGUUCUCUGACACGCUCAGAAAUUGAUGCUGGUUUAAAUUAUAUCUGCACUGUCAGCACAAGAAAAAGCAGAAGAACAGCAACUUUAUUUAAACUGACUAAUGUCACUGGUUCUGAGUCUGAAACAACAAUCCAGUGCUCUGACUCAAAAAGUCCUGUAACUCGUUUCAACUGGAGAUUCGACCACAGUCAGAUCAUCGUGACUGAGAGUGAAGCUGGGGGAUCUUACACAGUUUCAGAGGAGUGGAGGCCGUAUGUGAAGAGUGUUUCAGAGACAGGAAGCCUCACACUGCAGAACUUAUCUACAGAUAAGAAAGGAAUAUACACGUGUGAACUCAUUAAUGUUGAUGAGACACUAAUAAAAAACACCUUUCUUCAGAUUACAGAAGAGAACUCACGUAGUAAUGCUGUGAUCAUAGGCGUGGUGGUGGUUGGAGUAGUUGCAGUCAUUGCUGUCAUAGUGCUGUCGCUUGUCUGCAAAAAAAAAAAGACAGGACAAACAAAAAUAAGACGAAAAAAGAUGAACAAAACAAACCUGGUGAAAACAAGAGUUUAAUGCCUGCAAAUCUCUAAUGGAGCCACUAAUGAGAAACUAAAGAUGAUGAUGGACAGAGGCCGGACAGUGAAGUGAAGUUUUUUUCAUAAAAAUAAAAAGUAUUCAGACUGAAUGCUUUCAGUCACAGUUUUAAAGACUUAACCAAAGGUUGCUGUAUCUACACUGUUUAAUGAAGGAGAAAGACACAUUGCACUUUGACAAAAAGGGUGCCGCAAGACAUAAUUCUACAGUACAAAAUGCUCUGGGGUACUUUCUCAUUCUUUUUACUAAUUCUUGUUAAUGGAAUAUUUUUGUGCCCAUAUAGGCACGUCGACAAGAUGAAAAUAAUAUGGAACAAAAAAAGAAUCAACUACGUCCUCUUAUUAAACUCUUGAUGCUAAGCUGUCUGGGGUGAACAGAAAUUACAGUUUUCUCCUGGAGUGUCCAUCCAUCCGGCUACUUAUUCCAGCAACUACAGGGCAAGAAGCAGGGACAGAUCACCAAUCUAAUGUAGGGCUAACACAGAGAGACAAACUACUAUUCACACUGGGAUUCAUACCUAUACACAAUUUAGAAUCAGCAGUUAACCUAACCCCACUAACUGCAUUCCUUUGGACUGUUGGAGGAAGCUGGAGUACCCAGAGAGAACCCUUUAUAACACAGGGAGAACAUCCAAAGAACCCUUUCACAUCUUAUUCAGUUGAGGCAAAACUGCUAACCAUUGCACAACCAUGCUGUCCUCUCCUGGAGUGAAUAAAACAAAAUUUUAUGCUGUAAAAUUGGAGAUGAAGAACCAAUUUUGAGAUUACAGAAUUACUCGUUUGGCUUUGAGAAAGCAAUGUGAGAAACAUACUUUGCCGCACCUGCUGUUACUCUUUAUUUGUAUUUGCUGAUUACUGUUGACAUGUAUUUGAUAUAUGGAUGUAAAUGGAGAUUUUAAGAGUUAAAUGAAGUUCAGUCUUUAUAUGAGACAUAAUCUGACUGGAGUCUGAUUAAUGUUGUACAUAUUACAGAGAUAUAAUGUUGCAGUGAAAGCUCCUCCUUCUGGAGCUACAGCUAUGAGUAUGAAAAAACUACUACUGCAAUCAGCGAGUUUGGUUUGCAGAUCUAGAAGUUCGGUGAACAGAUGAAUAAUGAAGCCGGAAAAAAAACCCUCAGGGAGAAAUACUUUAUAUUAUAUAUAUAAAAUGAAUAAUGACAAGUUGAUCAGUCAGUUUCAUAGUCACUUCCAUUCUUUGCUUGUUAGAUUUGGAUUCAAAACACUAAGACUGCAACAGCUCAAUGUCAUGGAAGCAUCCAUGUUUCAGAUAUACAGUCUGUGGUGAAAAGUUCACUCUGAAAACAGUAUGAUAAGUAAAAAACAAACAAAACAACAACAGCUGUCACAUGAUUGAAUACAACACAAAACCAAACACUAAAUGAAAAUCCUUUCAGAUCUUCAUUCUUCUUCUCUUUUUACAAAUAUGCCUGAAACACAACAAGAACAACUUUCUGUUAAGUUGACAAGUUUUUUUUGAAAAUAUCUUAUUUAUGACUGUAAAAGUAAAUAAUAAGAUAUUUUCUCUUCCUUCUCUUGCUGCACCCUUAAGAUUACUAAUUAAAUUACUUAUUUAAUUAGAUUACUAAUUAAACAAUGAAUUACAAGCACAACUACUGUUUAAAUGUAAAUAGUAUUAGCUUUGGUUUUUGUGUUUUUUAAAUUUUAAUAACUUCAGAGAGAAUUAUUCAUUACAUUUUGCAAAAAAAAAUUCUCUCUGGUCUGUGAGAUAUGUGAUAAUAUAUUAUGUGAUAAUUAUUAAAAUAUUUUUGGAAACCCUUGUUGUUUUAUUUGUUUCUAUAUGUGCAUUUAAGGUUUUAUUCAUAAAGUGUUUAAAGGUACUCUGAGAGUACCUGAAGACAAAUUGUUGUCUGUCUUUUCCAAAAUCACUGGAUUCUGAGAGCUCAUUCUGACCCACAUAUUAAAAUUAGGGUAAAUUCACUUAUCUCAUCUUGAGAUUUAACUACAACCAGAUUAAUAUGACACAGAGCUAAGGGAGCUUACACAGCUUCAGAUGAAUGGGGGCAAUGGUGAAAGAUGUUCCAGAGAGCUUCAUACUGUAGAGCUUAUCUUCAGAUCAGUAAGAAAUAUUUGCAUGUGGACUCACAAAUGCUGACAAGACAUUUAAAACAAACACCUUUCUUGAAGUUAUGGAAGGUAGUAUUAAAUCAUUUUUUUUAAAAAACAACAUGGAUGUUCCACUAUACAUUUAAGGG
Haplochromis burtoni (Burton's mouthbrooder) is the source of this 3405-nucleotide messenger RNA. RefSeq names its product V-set domain-containing T-cell activation inhibitor 1. The record is from RefSeq and is a predicted model, not a curated record. Lineage: Eukaryota; Metazoa; Chordata; Actinopteri; Cichliformes; Cichlidae. Bases 70 to 1173 code for a protein of 367 amino acids. Gene Ontology annotation, biological process: negative regulation of T cell proliferation; immune response; cellular response to lipopolysaccharide. The transcript has 6 exons. Gene Ontology annotation, cellular component: external side of plasma membrane.